Cygnus atratus (black swan) is the source of this 1728-nucleotide messenger RNA. RefSeq names its product major facilitator superfamily domain containing 12 (gene MFSD12). The coding region runs from base 44 to 1639 and encodes 531 amino acids. Gene Ontology annotation, cellular component: membrane. Lineage: Eukaryota; Metazoa; Chordata; Aves; Anseriformes; Anatidae. The record is from RefSeq and is a predicted model, not a curated record. Gene Ontology annotation, biological process: carbohydrate transport. The transcript is spliced from 9 exons. Gene Ontology annotation, molecular function: symporter activity.
GGCGCUGUAAGCGGGUGGCCGAGGCCGGUGCGAGCGGCCCGGCAUGGCGGAGCCCCCGCGGAGGAGCUCGCUUGGGGCGGGCGGCUCGGCGGCGGCGCUGCCGCUGCGGGCGCGGCUGAGCUUCGCGGCCGGGCAUUUCCUGAACGACCUGUGCGCUUCGCUCUGGUUCACCUACCUGCUGCUCUACCUGCACGCCGUGCUGGGCUACAGCCACCGGCUGGCCGGUGGCCUGCUGCUGGCCGGGCAGGUGGCCGACGGGCUGUGCACGCCGCUGCUCGGCUACGAAGCCGAUCGCUCUGCCGGUUGCGGCCGCUACGGCCGGAGGAAAUCCUGGCACUUGGCUGGCACCACCUGCGUCCUCGUGUCCUUCCCCUUCAUCUUCAGCCCCUGCCUGGGCUGCAAGGAGAACACGCCGCAGUGGGCAGCCUUCAUCUACUACCUCCCCUUCAUCGUCAUCUUCCAGUUUGGCUGGGCGGCCACGCAGAUCUCCCACCUGUCCCUCAUCCCAGAGCUGGUGACCAGCGACCAUGAGAAGGUGGAGCUCACGGCUUUCAGGUAUGCCUUCACCGUCAUGGCCAACAUCACCGUGUACGGCCUGGCCUGGCUGCUGCUGAACCUGCAGGUGGACCGGCCUGAGCACACGGAGCACCUGGGCAUCCAGGAUGUCCCCGUGUUUCGGAACCUGUCCCUCAUCGUGGUGGGGCUGGGGGCUGUCUUCUCCCUCAUCUUCCACCUGGGCACCAAAGAGAAGCCGUACCCGCUGGGCUCCCUGCCGCAGCCCGAGAGCACACCCCUGCUGCAGAAGGAGCCCACGAGGUGCCCGCGCCCGCUGCUGGCCUGGAAGGACUGGCUGCUGGAGCCUGCCUUCUACCAGGUAGGAGCAGGAGGCUGCCACGGCCAUGCCCCGUCCCCCUCCUCCAGUCGGCGCGGGCUGAGCGCCGCUCUCUCUGUCCCCUUGCAGGUGGCGGUGCUCUACAUGGCCACCCGGCUCAUUGUCAACCUGUCCCAGACCUACAUCGCCAUGUACCUGACCAACUCGCUGCUGCUGCCCAAGAAAUACAUCGCCACCAUCCCCCUGGUGUUGUACGUCAGCGGCUUCCUGUCCUCCUUCCUCAUGAAACCUGUGAAUAAGUGGAUAGGUCGAAACCUGACAUACUUCGUGGGCAUCCUGGUGAUCCUGGCCUUUGCCUCCUGGGUGACCCUGACCAGGACGAUGGGAGCGGAGAUCUACGGGGCGGCCGCGCUGCUCGGGGCUGGCUCCGCCACCAUCCUGGUCACCUCCCUCUCCAUGACGGCCGACCUCAUCGGCACCAACACGCACAGCGGUGCGUUUGUCUACGGGGCCAUGAGCUUCACGGACAAGAUGGCCAAUGGCCUGGCUGUGAUGGCGAUCCAGAACCUGCACCCGUGCCCGACUGAGCUCUGCUGCCCUGCCUGCAUCAGCUUCUACCACUGGGUGAUGGUGCUGGUCACCGGGGGGAUUGCCAUGGCUGCCACCGUGUCCCUGUGCUGCAUCAUGAUCUGGCCCAUCCGGGUCCGCUUCCAUGAUGUCUCCCUGCAGGGACUGAAUGAAGCCAGGAUCCCGUACAAUGAAACGGAGAGCGUGGAGGAAAGGAGCCCCAACAGCACGGUCAACUGAGCAGGGCACAUGUCCUUGGCCGUGGUGAUGGCCGGGCUCUGCCGGGAGGGACCCCAAGGAAGGGGAUGGCACCAGGACAGGGGAGCUGG